AUGCUAGGAGACACAGUGGCCGUUAAUUUUCGUUUCUGCACCUGGCAGAUGGCUGAUGAUCUGAUAUCUUCGGGCCCUUUGCAACUUGAACUUUUGCUUUCGAUUCUCCUUUCAAGUUCAAGAUGCAUAACCUGGCGUCACCCUGGCAGAAUGAUUGUAGUUGCAGAAGUGACCCAGGGGCCCGGGCCUGGUCGAUGUAGUUACCUAGGAAAUAAUGUUGGUGGUGGCGCUCCUGGUGGUCAUCACUUUGGUGGAGGUGGUCACAUGCCUCAUGACUUUGGCGGAGAUCAUGUAAACAUAGAUAUUGGUGGCUCUGACUACGGUGGUGGUGAUGCAGAAUAUAGCAGUUGGGGAGGCGGAGGUUUUGAUGGUGGAGGUGCUGGCGGCAGUGGUGGCGGUGGAGGAGAUAUUGGCGGUGGUGGUGGUUUUGGUGGCAGUGGACGAGGUUGUGAUAGUGGUGGUGGUGGUUUUGGUGGCGGUGGAGGAAGUUGUGACAGUGGUGGCGCUGGUGGCGGUGGAGGUGGCUGUUAA
Durio zibethinus is the source of this 531-nucleotide messenger RNA. The record is from RefSeq and is a predicted model, not a curated record. Lineage: Eukaryota; Viridiplantae; Streptophyta; Magnoliopsida; Malvales; Malvaceae.